UGAAAAAAUAAGUGCCUUAUAUGCUCCAAUGUCACAAGCCACAACACAUUGAUCAUCCCUCUUUCAAAAUUCCCAUAUACAAAAAAAUGGCAGACUUUGAGAGCCCAACAAUAAUGCCUAAACUCAUCACCUUCCUCUCUUCUCUCCUCCAACGUGUAGCGGAGUCGAACGAUGUUAACCAGAUCCUCCAAUCCCAGAAACUCUCAGUCUUCCACGGCCUAAGCAGGCCUAAUAUUUCCAUUCAGAGUUACAUGGAAAGAAUUUUCAAGUAUGCAAAUUGCAGUCCGUCUUGUUACAUUGUUGCGUAUGUUUAUCUUGAUCGGUUUACGCAGUGCCAACCUAAUCUUCCGAUCAAUUCUUUCAAUGUUCAUAGGCUGCUAAUCACUAGUGUCAUGGUUGCUGUAAAAUUCAUGGAUGAUGUGUAUUACAAUAAUGCUUGCUAUGCUAAAGUUGGAGGAAUCAGCACAACUGAGAUAAACUUUCUUGAAGUGGAUUUUCUAUUUGGAUUGGGAUUCCACUUGAAUGUGACUCCCACCGCAUUUUACAAAUAUUCUUCAUACUUAGAGAGAGAAAUGAUGAUGCUUCAACCUCAUAUAAACAUGUCAGAAUCUUCCUUAUUUAUUGGAGUUUCAUCAAAACGUCACUUGUCUUUCAGUGAAGAUGAAUCACCCCAUCAUCAACAACAGCAACUUGCUGUUUGAGAUCAAUGCAUUUCUUCUUGUCAGGGGCGGAGCCAAGAAUUUUGUCCAGUGCGGGCAAAAUUUAGUCAAUGUCGGACUUUUCGAUUAUGGAUUUAAUGAUAUUACAAUAAUGCUAAAAAUGACAUAGUGACAACACUAAUAAGAUUACCAUCUUCUUCCUUAUUCUAGGAUUUGUAGCAAAUUGUGCAACAUCAAAAAUCAAUUUUAUUCGAUAUCUUCUCAUCAACAUUUUCUACGAAAUAUUUUUUUUUUAAAGAAACUCUCCAUUGACAUUUCACACUAAAAUAAACCACAAGUGACAAUUAAAUACUAAUUGAUAAGGAAAUAAUUACAAUUUUUUACAAAUUGGUAGAACACCAUAAAAUCAUCCCUAAUUGUUUGACUAAUUGACAAAAAUCAAGAUUUUAAGAAUCCAUCACAAAUAUUACCAAUAUUCAAUAUUCACAUAAUCAUAAUCACUAAUAUUAAAUAGAAAAAUCACAUUAUCAAGAAACUUUUUGAUGCAAAUUUGAGGGCCCAAGGAAACGUGGGUUUUAAGAAAGAGAUGAACUUUGAAAAUAUUUCAAACCGAUGGUAAAUUAAAGGAAAUUUUUUAAUUUCUUGUCGAGGGGAAAGAGUUAGAAAAUGUCACCGUGCACUUGGAGUUGGGGUAAAUUAGUGUAUCGAUUGGACUAUAAAUAAAAGUAAAACCCAA
Olea europaea var. sylvestris is the source of this 1395-nucleotide messenger RNA. Its product is annotated as cyclin-U4-1-like. Lineage: Eukaryota; Viridiplantae; Streptophyta; Magnoliopsida; Lamiales; Oleaceae. The transcript is spliced from 2 exons. Gene Ontology annotation, molecular function: protein kinase binding. Gene Ontology annotation, biological process: regulation of cyclin-dependent protein serine/threonine kinase activity. Bases 21 to 701 code for a protein of 226 amino acids. The record is from RefSeq and is a predicted model, not a curated record.